AUGUGGACUGCGGAAUGGUGGGAGAAGAUUCAAGAGUGUAUCCCUGCGGGUAGAGUUGUAGCACUGGUUAUACUUGCAUCCGAUAAGACUCAGCUGUCCGUCUUCAGUGGUGAUAAGAAUGCCUGGCCUGUGUACCUCAGUAUCGGCAAUAUAUCAAAGAAGCUUCGACGCUCACCUUCGUCCCACGCAAUGAUUCUAAUUGGCUACCUUCCUGUGUCAAAGCUCGAAUGCUUCUCGAAGAACAACUGUUCUAUAUCCGGAUACCAGCUCUUCCACGACGCCAUGCGUUCUCUUUUGCAGCCGCUCAUUGAGGUCGGUCUGAACAGAGUCAAGAUGACUUGUGCAGAUGGCCUCGUUCAGCACAUUCAUCCCAUUCUUGCUGCAUACAUUGCAGAUCAUCCCAAGCAGUGCCUUGUAACCUGUGUGAAGGAGAACUUCUGUCCGAAGUGCCACAUCGGCCCUGGGGAGCAUGGG
Molecule: messenger RNA, 474 nt
Organism: Phanerochaete carnosa HHB-10118-sp
Lineage: Eukaryota; Fungi; Basidiomycota; Agaricomycetes; Polyporales; Phanerochaetaceae
Exons: 2
Source: RefSeq, a predicted model, not a curated record